Lytechinus variegatus (green sea urchin) is the source of this 9023-nucleotide messenger RNA. Its product is annotated as sushi, von Willebrand factor type A, EGF and pentraxin domain-containing protein 1-like. Gene Ontology annotation, biological process: Notch signaling pathway. Lineage: Eukaryota; Metazoa; Echinodermata; Echinoidea; Temnopleuroida; Toxopneustidae. Bases 311 to 6361 code for a protein of 2016 amino acids. The record is from RefSeq and is a predicted model, not a curated record. Gene Ontology annotation, molecular function: Notch binding; calcium ion binding. The transcript has 29 exons.
AGGUUAUAAAUAUCGAUGAAAUUCCCGAAGAAUCUCGUUUCAAAGAGACUAAAAAUCCUUCUCCUUUACCUGUUUCGUUCAUUCGUGAUAAUGAAUCCAUGCAAGUCACUGCCGUUGCAGUGCUCCGCGCUGUAAAACCAACACAGUGGCUAUUGGAAUAAUUGGACUGAAUUCUUCGUGGAUUCUUCUUUAGUGCUUCCAAAAGAGAAUAAUUGUUCUUGUGGGGGUAUUUCUAAAUUCGUUUUGAUUUCCAAACCAACAAGGAGUUUUUGUUUCUGUACAUUAGCAUUGAACAAUUAACAAGGACAAAAUGAUGAAAUUGCUACGAAUUUUACUUCUUCUUCUCUUUCUUAGCUUCGAAAGUACACUUAGAAGCAAUGCAGAAGUCACUCAGGAAGGAGAGCGAUUCAGGGUGAAACUGAAGGAGGAGUUCGACAACCGCCCUGUGAGCGAGCUAGUGUUCGUGCUUGACUCAUCAGGAAGCGUCAGUGAAAGUGACUUCUAUGUUGCCGUCGACUUCGUCAAAAUCGCGUCUACGCUUAUAAGUGUGUCAGAGAGUACGACUCGCGUCGCAGUCAUCUCGUAUUCGGGCUGCGGUCAGAUAUAUACUCGUGUUGACUACAUCAGUUUGUCUGUAAACAAAAACAAAUGCACGUUUGGUCGAGAUUUGGAAAGCGUUGUGUACGAUGCUGGCGGGACGUGUACUGCAGGAGCUCUACAGCGUGGCCGUGAGGUCCUCGCCAAUGCGCGUCCUGGUGCCCAUAAAGUUCUGAUGCUUUUAACUGACGGUUCAUCUAAUGAUGGUGGUUCUCCUACUCCCAACGCCAAUCUUCUUAAAGGUGACAAUGUUCUUAUAUUCACAAUCGGCAUUGGUAAUAUCAAUCUAGCUGAGCUGAACUCUGUCGCAACCAAUGAGAAUGAGUACGUGUACAUCCUAGCCGACUUUGGAGAUAUUACGAAGCUAGGGGCGGUGACGAAGCAAGACAUCAAGGAUUUCGAUGCAUACUUCGACAUAGUGCAAGAUGCCCAAUGUGACCGUCCGUGUGACGACCGUGCUGUGUGCGCGUGCGCUACCCGUAGCGGUUCAACUGGCUGCGCAUGUGAAGCUGGCUUCACGGGGGAUGAAAAUUCGUGCCAAGAAUGUCCCAUUGGAACAUACAAGACAGGCUACGGGAACGGCCCUUGCGAUGACUGUCCUAUGCAUUCUACGACUACAUCUACGAGGAGUCAUAGUAGAUCGGACUGUCAUUGUGACUAUGGGUAUGAGGGCAACCCAGGCGAAGUUGGAGGCACCUGCGAAUUGAUACGAUGUCCAGAUUUGAAUAAUGCAAACGGAAAUGGUGUGAUCAUGGAUGAGUGCGAUGUGACAUUUUAUUCGACCUGCCAGUUUCAAUGUCGAGAUGAGUACCGACCAAUAGCAGGCGACCAACAGAUCACGUGCUUUGCAUCAAAAGAAUGGUCGGGAACACCACUACAGUGCGAAAAAAUCACAUGCCCUCCGCUGCCUGACCCAAACAACGCCAUUCGUACCUGCACCACCGCUGACCGCAGCAUCGGUACCGCUUGUGAGCUGCAAUGCGAACCGGGGUAUGAAUUCAAACAGGAUGCGGUAACCGAAGUCACAUGUCAGAGGGAUAGUGAAACUACCGCCCAGUGGUCUGCCGAUGAUACCGAACCGGACCCGUGCAAAAAGGUAUCUUGUCCUCCCUUAUCUGUCGUCAACCCUUUGCGUAUGCAGCCAGCUGGCAUCUGCUUGGAGAUCCCCAGAUUCGGCCAGAGGUGUACCUACGAUUGUAAGCCUGGUUAUCAAGCUGAAGGAACCAUUGAUACUGUCACCUGUCAGGCUGAUGGGACUUGGGACCCUCCUGCUGCCAACGUAAGAUGUCGAGAUAACACACCCCCCGUUUUAAUCUGUCCCGAUGACAUUAGCAACCCAACAGACCCCUUCAUGUCAACUUGCCAAAUCAAUUGGGAACUGCCUGAAGCCACUGAUAAUACCGGUGUCCCUGUCAAACUCAGAUCAACACACUCGCCUCCGUAUCGGUUUGACAUCGGUACUACAACGGUGAUGUACUCUGGUACCGACUUGGAGGGGAACAUGGCGAACUGCAGUUUCACUAUCACGGUCAGAGACGGGGAACCUCCAAGAACCGGGAACUGCAACGGCGAAUUCAACGCCUUUGAGCCAGGUCUGGAUCCAUCUGGAGGCCUUCACAUCGACGAUGAGGAUUGGAAUACGAGCGAUUUUGACGAUAACUCUGGGUCCGUAUCUGUAGAUAUACUCGGUGUCCCACCGGGGUCCAAUUUUCCUCUGGGAGAGUCAGAAGUUGUUGCCAGAGCAACGGAUUCGUCUGGAAACUCACAAGACUGUAACACGACUAUCAUAGUGUCUAAUUACAUCUGUCCGUUCUACCCCCCGCCACUGAAUGGUGCGUUGGCUUGCGCUGACGUAGCAGGCGAGCAACUCUGCAGGGUGUCUUGUAAGACGAGGUUCCACUUCACUGGAGAGGUGGAAAAUCUCUAUGCUUGUGUUGAAGAUGCGAAUGGUGAACACUUCUGGAGUCUACCGGAUGGCAGUAACACGCGAUUGGAAAUGCCCUGGCCAGACUGCGCACGCCCACGUCCUGCCAAUGGUGUCCUCAUCAGAACAGGAUUUCGCUUCACAGGACCUUGCCUUGACAGUGAUGCACAGAACCAGACAAGGAUGAACUUCAUAUCGGCUUUCGAGCAUCUAAGAGACAAAGGAGCUCUAGGUCCGUGUUCCCAACCAAGCGUCCAGUGUACGUUUGCUGAUGUCGUUCUACAGUGUGGACAGACCCAACGACGAAACAAACGACAGGCAAUAGAUGGACGCGGUGGGACAGACGUUGUCGAGAUAACGUUCACAUUGCGUCUGGAGAUGAUGGAAACCGUUGGGCCAGAUUUCAAUAUUUUGGAAUACAUCGAAGCAGCUACUAACUCCGCACAAGACAGUAUUGCCAGUGGUAACGUGACAUUACGCGUGGGUGGAGUCGACUUGGUUCUGAGCGAUGUUCCUUUUCUCCCACCGGAAUAUUCAGUCAUAUGUGAGACAGGCCAUGUUCCGUCAUCAAACGGAAGCUGUGUUCCUUGUGCCCCUGGAACUUUCGAGAACAUGGGUGUUUGUGAGAGAUGCCCGGUAGGAACCUUCCAAGACCAAUACGGCAAUACCACCUGCCGGAACUGCCCUGCGGACACAUCUACUGCCAACCCUGGAGCCAAAUCUGCCUUCAAAUGCAAAUCUCGUUGUCGGCCAGGAACCUAUUCCAUGAGUGGUCUUGAGUCGUGUAGCGCGUGUCCGAUUGGUACCUACGAGCCUGACCGUGGUUCAACAGAGUGUAACGCAUGUCCUGAUGGGUUGACAACAUGGACGAAUGGCAACACUGACGUCGAGUACUGUACAAAUAUUUGUCCUCGAGGUACAUUUUCCCCGACAGGGUUUGCUCCUUGCCAAGAUUGUCCUAAGGGAACGUACCAACCGCUAGCUCGUCAGACCUCGUGUACGCCGUGUCCUGGGGAUAAGUACACCCACCGUGAGAGGGCGCAUGCCAUACAGUAUUGUCAGAUUAUCAACGAAUGUGAGUCGAAUCCCUGUGCGGAUGGAGCAACUUGUAUGGACAUCACACGUGGCUACGAGUGCGUCUGCCCUCCCGGUUUUACGGGCGAUAACUGCGAAUUGGACAUCGACGAGUGCUACGGGAAUGACGUCUGCCUGAACAACGGUACCUGCAUCAACCUAGUCAAUGCCUACAUUUGCGAGUGUGCAAAUGGUUUCAUGGGGGAGAACUGCCACAUUAACAUAAAUGAUUGUCUUGAUGCUGACUGCCGUUAUGGCUCCACUUGUGUAGAUGGGAUAGCUUCUUACACCUGCGCAUGCGCCGAAGGUUUUGCGGGAGAACACUGCGAGAUUAACCUUUAUGACUGCGCUUCGGAUCCGUGCCAAAAUAGAGGAUCUUGCAUCGAUCUCAAGUCUAACUUCAGCUGCUGCUGCGCUCCUGGCUACACGGGACGGUUGUGCGAGCUGACCAGUGACCACUGCCGAUCCUCCCCGUGCCAUGGAGACGCAACCUGUACAACGUCCAGGAACAGUUACACCUGCACUUGUCCUCCAGGGUUCCGGGGACGGGAUUGUGAGAUCAACAUUGAUGAAUGCCAAGAACUAGGCAUCACUUGUCAAAAUGGAGGGACCUGUGAGGAUGCUAUCGAUGGCUACAAUUGUAUCUGUCCUCUUGGCUUCAAUGGACGCCAUUGCCAAACAGAACUGCCGAAAGACUACGACCUGUCUUUCCCAGCCGCACGAACGGCUGACAGGGUUGCUUUAGAGGGGGUAUUACCCGACCUCUAUGAAUUCACCCUAGCUUUCUGGAUGAAGACUUCUGAUCAAGAUAACUUUGGAACUCCCAUCUCAUAUGCGACCAGAGGGCCAAAUGGCGCCAGCGACAUGGAUAACACCAUAACACUUUUAGACUACAAUAGCUUUGUUUUCUUCGUGAAUGGUCAGUCGGCGUUUACGUACCAGCAGGCUAACAGCGACGCCAACUGGCACUUCAUCGCAGUAACUUGGACCAGUGAAACUGGGGCCUGGGCGUACUAUCGGGACGGUUCAGAAGCAGCAUCGGGAACGGGUCUAUCUACUGGUACCUUUGUGAAAGGAAGAGGAAUAUUUAUUCUAGGCCAAGAUCAAGACACCUACAACGGUUCAUACGUCGCCAAGGAAACAUUCAUUGGGAGUUUAUCACAAGUUAAUAUAUGGGACUAUGCAAUGACGGGAGAGGAGAUACGGUUGCUGAGAACCUGCUGCUCUCAGUCUGGUAACGCACUAUCUUGGGCCCAGCUGUCGACUGGUCUACGAGGAGCUCUGCGAAGAAGUGAUAGGUCGGAGAUCUGCAAUGUUGGAUCAUGUGGACAUCGAGGUGAUUGUCGUGGUCAGCAAUGCCAACAAGGGGGAGAAUGUACCAUUCAAAAUGGACAACCAAUCUGUCAGUGCCCUGACGGUUUCACUGGACGACGUUGCCAAUUUGAUAUCAACGAGUGUUCGGUUAACAAUGGAGGGUGUACUCAUCAAUGUCAGAACACCAUCGGAUCAUUUGUUUGCUCUUGUCGUCAAGGUUACGCCCUUCAACCCGAUCAGAAAACUUGUAACUCUGUAAGCUUCUGCAAACACUAUGGAAAAUUUCAUUCAGCUGAGGACACAUGGGAAGAAGACUGUAGCCAAUGUUCUUGCCAAAAUGGAAGAUCUGAGUGUGUACCGAAACAAUGUCCUAGAGUACUCUGCCAAGAGAUGGAAACAGAGGUCAUUUUGCCUGGUGACUGCUGCCCCAUCUGUUUGCCAGAGAUGAAAACAUGUUUCAUGAGCAACAGUGGCAACUACGAAACAUUUGAUCAAUACAUAUUUGACCAGCACGGGGAAUGCCGAUACUUACUCACCCGAGACUACAGCGGUACUUCCAAUUUCGAAGUCCACGUGGAGCACCAAUUCAUCAACACCGAUCAAACUCGGCUCGGCAUAGCCGUUUUCGUGUACAUCGACUGUGUCGAAGUCAAGAUCAACUCCAGUGGCGAGGUGUUCGUUCAAGACGAAGUCGUCCCGCUACCGUACGCGCACCGCAAGCCGGCGAACGUUCGCAUUGCGCACGUCCGGGACGGAGAUAUCGAGGUUUUCUCAAACAAGGGAUUGACCGUGACGUGGUCGCAGUCUGAUGGGGUCCGCCUGGAUCUGACCGUGACGCAUAGGUCUGGCAUCCAAGGAUUGUGCGGGAAUAUGAAUGGGAACAAGAAAGAUGAUAAGAUGACGAGGCAAGGUAUCUCAACAUCCAAGAACAAGGAAUUGCUCCACAGCUGGAAAGUUGAAGGAUACAAGUACUGCAAGCAAAGGAACACCCGUCCUUUGACUUUCGGCUAUCUGAAAAUUGGAAGCUGUUCCUCGGUCAGCUACAAAGACUUUGGCCAUGCGUUUAAGAAAUGCCGCGUUCUCCUCAAGAAAGCCUUCAAGGACUGCAACAAGGUGGUGGAUCCGAAGCCAUACAUCACUAAUUGCAUUGAGGAUGCCUGUACGUGUGGCGUUCGUCAGCCGUGCCAUUGCGAGGCUGUUUCAUCUUACCAUAACGAGUGCCUUCGCCAGAUUGGUCAGGAGAUUCGAGGCUGGAGAAAGUUAUCUAAUUGUGCAUUAGAAUGUCCUCCCUCGAUGAUAUAUGACGAAUGCGGCCCGCCGUGCCAACCUACCUGUUCAGACCCCGAUGGACAACGGUGCGCGGCCCCCACGACCUCCUGCGUGGCUGGGUGCCAGUGCUUGGCGGGCCAGGUGCUGCUUAAUGGCGUCUGCAUCAGUAGAAGACAGUGCUGAAGGUCACACACCUGAAGUUAUACAUAUUAAAAAAAAGUUCCCAGCUAAUUAUAUAUAAUUAUGAUAUAAAUAUUUCACGGUGUUAUGUUACUUCCACUCGAAUCCGGCGAGAAGCCUCAGAAUAUAGUUAUUAAAUUAUUAAGAAGAAAGAUUGGAGAACAGAAAUGUCUUAAGGCCAACGCACACGUCUGUUCGUGAUCCGAUUUAGGAAUAGAUCGCAUUUUGCUUAUUUUCUGAAAUUGUGAAUGGAAAAUAUCAUUCUAUUUGAGGUUAAUUAAAAUUGAUUGAAAGAACAUUAAUAUAACCAUUAUGAAAGAUUGCAAGUCUUUAUUUUGGAGUAAAGGCCGAAUUGAAUUCAAAUCGUAGCCAAUCGUACAACUGCUAUGACGCCAUUACUUUAUUCCGCUUUUAUUCUAAGAAGGAUGACAGCAUAGUCACAUAUUUGAACACAGGUAUUUGUACGAUGAUUUAGAACAUUGAUUACACAGUAAGAUAUUCCAUGUUUCAAUAAAAGCAUCACAUUCUACCACGUUGCAUUCCAAAAUCGGAUCUCAUGCGAUCAUAUUUCAGAGGGUGUCUACCACUAUAUUAUAUACAAAAAAUAGUAAUGUAUCUCUAUGGUAUCUACUUACAUGUAUAAUGUAGCACUGAUUCGUUGGUACGAAUUAAUAGUAAUUAUCCACCACUGAUCUAUUCACUAUACACGAUGAUAUUAUUCAGAUCAGUGUUAUCCACUCUCUAGAUAAAUCUCAGUUCUUAUGCGUCUACUUCUUAAUUGUGUGGUGCUAACUGAAAAUAAUGUAAUAAUCGGUAUCAUGUACACGUACAUUUAUAUUCUCUAUCCAAAGUAUUACUCAGAAAGUAUCUGCAAUGAUUGUACGUGUUUUAUUGAUAUAUGCCUAUACAAUGUUAUGUUUAAUAUUGUUCAAUUUGAUCUCAGAAAAUAGACAUAUGUUGUAGAUGUUGUAUUUGAAGAAGAUUUAAGAUAAUGCUUUAACUACAAAAAAUGUAUAUUCCAACAGAAUUUACAUUGUGAAUAUUUCUAUUCGUAUUGUUUCAUUAGAUUAUUCCAUUUUUCUGAUUACAACCUGUUGUAAUUGUAUCGUGGGGGUAGAUGUCCCUUUUUAGUGUAAAAUAUUCUCUAUCCAACCAGAAUUAAAUCGUCAACAAUAUUCACACCACAAUGGAUAUUAAGGCAUGUAAUUAGAUCUUCGUAUAUACUUUACUUAUAUAAAUACUUUAUGAAUACCAUAGCAUUACGACACACAGCCCCAAUGACAGAAAGAACACAGUAAGGCAAGUAUUGAUCACAGUGUGUUCACAGUUUGUUCAUAAUGUGUUCUUUAUGUUUUCAUAAUGUGUUCAUGGUGUGUUCACUGCAGUUUGUUCUCAGUAUGUCCACAGUUUGUUCAUAUUGUGUUCACAGUGUGUUCACAAUUUGUUCAUAGCGUGUUUAAAGUAUGUUCACAGUGAGUUAGUAUAUGUUCACAACAUGUUAACAGUGUAUUCACAAUGCGUUCACAGUAAGUUCGCUGUGUGUUCACAGUGUGUUCAUAAUGCUUCUUUGGCAUAGUAUAUUCAAAGUAUCUCCACAGUAUGUCCUCAGUAUAUUCCCAAUAUGUUCAUAUUUCGUUCUCAUUAUGUUUACAGUGGCUUCAUAUGUAAGUUCAUAGUGUGUUCCCAAUGUGUUCAUGGUGUAUUCUAUGUCAAGAUGUCAUUCACACUGUUGGUUGAAUUGCCCGAACUGAAUUUAACAGUGUGAAAAGAAUCCCAUGCUUCGUUACACAUAUUUAAAACAUGCACUUUGGAUAUACUGUGUGAGGUGAAGGACUUUCCUACACAACCCUGUAUGUGGAUAAUCCUGGCCCAUUAUAGAAAAAGGCAUAAUUAUAAAAGUUAUUGAAAUUCAGUUUGUAUUUUUAUAUGUUUUAUUAUUGUUUUAUUUUUUCUGCUCUUUACACAUCUAUCAGCAUUAGUUUCUGUUUCCAUAAUGCCAGCGGACUUUGAAAUGGUACAAGAAUCUGUUGGCUAUUAAUCGAUCCCAAUGAUUUCUUCUUCAUAAUUAUCAAAUAAUCGUCCAAAGUGGACCGUCCUAAUUCAUCUUCCAUUAUAUGGGAGUUUGUGUGUCAUUAUACUCAAGUCAUGAUUAAUGAGUAAUAACGGUACAGCACUCAAAAUCAUUUAAUUUGUACCGUGGCCUUGCCGACAAACGAUCAAAAGUCCCAAGGGAAAAAGAUGCAGAACAAUUUUAUGUACGAUAUUUUUAUGUAAGACACCGAUGAUCCAUGUAUCAAUUUAUUCAAGAUAACGGAUGUUUUGUAAAUUUUGAUUGUUUUCCUAUGACAAUGGCGGUCUUUUGCAUUCCUUUAAAUCAUCAUGAAAUACAGAAUACAUUUUAUUAUGUAUUUUCAUUGCUUAUAUUACGAUAAUUGCAUUAUUGAUAAUUUUGUUAUAUGUACCAUUGUAUGAGUUUGUUUUAUACACGUCUCUAAUGUGAAUGAAGAAAUAAGAUCAAUCUAAAAUAGUCAUAUAUUUGCAUGAUACUAAACCCUUACUAAAUUCAUAUAUCUAUUCAAUAUUUGAAGUUAUGUGCCAUAUAAAAAUGCCUGCAGCUUAUACAGUUUUGUACUGACAAUUUGUAAAUAAAUAAACAUUUUUUUAA